AUGAGCAACGACCUCCAAGACAAAACCGUCCUAGUGACCGGCGGAGCGGGCGGACUCGGCAAAGCCAUCGCGACGAAAUACCUCAACGCCGGUGCGAAUGUGGCCAUCUGCGACAUCAACGAACAGAGACUCCGUGACACGGCCGCAGAGCUAGGGACCGACGGCCGUCGCAUCAAGGCCAUCCAGGCGGAUAUCACAUCCUCGACUGAGGCGCAGAGACUUGUGGAUGAGGUUGUGGCGGAGUUCGGGAAAUUGGAUAUCCUGGUGAACAAUGCCGGGAUUAUGGACCGGUUUGAUCCCGUCGGGGACUUGGAUGAGGGGCUUUGGGAUAAGGUCAUCGGGGUGAAUUUGACGGCGCCAUUCCUGUUGAGUAAAUUGGCGGUGAAGAAUAUGUUGGCGCAGGAGGAGGGGAAGAGGGAUGGGUGUAUUGUGAAUAUUGUCUCGGUGGCGGGCAAGGCGGGAUGGGCUGCUGGUGCGGCAUACACGGCAAGUAAACAUGGACUUGUCGGCUUGACAAAGAACACGGCCUCGUUCUAUGGGAAUCAAGGCAUCCGAUGCAAUGCGCUGAUGCUGGGAGGCAUGGACACGAAUAUCGUCGAGGCGUUUCAGUCCGGCAUCAACAUGGUCGGGAUGGGCAAGGCAAGGAGAAUCAUAGACGCUGUUGGAGUCCCUCUUUGUCAACCUGAUCAGGUGGCAGAGUCAUGGUAUAUAGUCGUCAUCGAACGCCAGAAUCCCGUGAGACUUCAACCUAUCCAAGCCCUCAAACCUUACACGACCACGAUGAAGUACAUACAACUCGGAUCCAGCGGCCUCCGCGUCUCCCCCAUUUGUGUCGGGUGUAUGAGUUACGGCACUCCCGGCAAGCAAUUCGACUGGCCGCUCCCGGAGGACGAGGCCCUGCCCGUCCUGGACCACUGCUACCGGUCGGGUCUGAACUUCUUCGACACGGCCAACGUCUACUCGAACGGAGACUCCGAGGUGAUCCUCGGGAAAGCGAUCAAGAAGUAUGGCUGGCGCCGGGAGAAUUUGGUGAUUGCCACCAAGCUCUGGGCGCCGGUCGGACGCGGCACCGAGAAGCCCCUUCGCAUGUCCGUGGAAGACAGAGACAACGCCGGCUACGUCAACCAGUAUGGUCUGAGCCGCAAGCACAUCUUCGAGAGUGUCGACGCCAGUCUUGAGCGACUGGAUCUGCCGUACGUCGAUCUCCUGCAGAUUCAUCGCUUUGACCCCAACACGCCGCCGAAGGAGACCAUGGAGGCACUGCAUGACGUCGUCAAGUCCGGCAAGGUGCGCUACAUCGGCGCCUCGUCCAUGUGGGCGCACCAGCUCUUGGAGUAUCAGUACACGGCACGGAUGCACGGGUGGACGGAGUUUAUCUCGAUGCAGAACCUGUACAAUGCCAUAUAUCGCGAGGAAGAGAAAGAGAUGUACCCGGCGUGUGCCAAGUUCGGCAUGGGAAGCCUGCCCUGGAGUCCGGUGGCCAUGGGAUUCCUGGCCAGGCCGUGGAAGACAUUUUCCGAGACAACGAGGGGCACUUCCCAGAACAACCAGUUCCUGGGCCAGCCAAUCACGGAGGCGGACAAGAAGAUCAGCGCGAAGGUUGAGGAGAUUGCGCAGCGUCGCGGGGUCUCGAUGGCGGUGAUUGCCCUCGCCUGGUGUCUGUCCAAGCCGUUCAUCACGUCGCCUAUUGUGGGGAUGAGCAAGAACGAGAGGGUGGACGAGGCGAUCCAGGCCAUUGACUUUCCACUCAGCGAGGAGGAAAUCGCCAGUAUCGACGAUCUGUACGAGCCCAAGCGAGUGGUUGGUCACAACUAG
This is a messenger RNA of Aspergillus affinis, 1815 nucleotides long. Its product is annotated as Aldo/keto reductase. The transcript is spliced from 3 exons. The record is from RefSeq and is a predicted model, not a curated record. NCBI's taxonomy places the organism in Eukaryota, Fungi, Ascomycota, Eurotiomycetes, Eurotiales, Aspergillaceae. Bases 1 to 1815 code for a protein of 604 amino acids. Gene Ontology annotation, molecular function: oxidoreductase activity.